Phlebotomus papatasi is the source of this 4172-nucleotide messenger RNA. RefSeq lists its product as uncharacterized. Gene Ontology annotation, biological process: G protein-coupled receptor signaling pathway; cell surface receptor signaling pathway. Gene Ontology annotation, cellular component: membrane. Lineage: Eukaryota; Metazoa; Arthropoda; Insecta; Diptera; Psychodidae. The record is from RefSeq and is a predicted model, not a curated record. The transcript has 4 exons. Gene Ontology annotation, molecular function: G protein-coupled receptor activity. The coding region runs from base 65 to 4102 and encodes 1345 amino acids.
AGUUGAUUCAAGUGUUUCAGAGAGUGUGGUUUGAUUUAAUUAUUCUACAUAAGUUUUCCAAGCCAUGAUUAAAUUAUUCACUAUUUUUCUUUUUAUUAUAAGUUUUGAAAUCAGAAUGGCAUAUACAUAUAGCAAUGAAGAAACGUGUCCAACUUAUUAUCACACAACUUCAGAGAAUGUCACAGUUUCUUGGUCACCAGAAGUAUAUACCUUUGCAGAUUUCGAUGGAUACUUCUAUAAAAUGUAUAAUCAGAUAUUCGGUACAGCUCGCCCGGAGAUAGAGAAUGUUGUGAAUAGUGAUCCCAUGUGCUUGGAUGACGAAAAACUCCUUGUUAGGAGACUAUGUACAAGUGGUGCUUGGUAUCCUCCUGAUCCUCCGAAUUGUACAUAUACACAAACACAUUUGAAAAAUAUGUCUUCCUGCCCAGAACCAUUCUAUGAGAUUAAACGUGAGGGAGAAGACGUCCUAUGUGUUCUAGUGUCUGAUCCAAAAGAGUGGAACAGUGACUGUAUUCAGUGGGGUGUCAGUGAUAGUAUUCUACAUCUUGAAGAAAAGGAUUUUCAAAUCGUUCGCGAUUAUCUUCAAAAAAGGCCUGAGGAAAAUUUCUGGCUUCCGCUUCGGAGCUUUGGUCAGUUUCUUCCAUUUCUUUGGCAUCUUCCGGGAGGAGACAAUUUUGGCAGAGUCUUUGACGAAGAUAGAUUCAAAUACUGGACAAUGGAAGGAGAGAGGCUGCCUGAAGGGAAUUGCCUGUCCAUCUCCGGAAAAGACAAUUUUAAAAGAAUAUACAUAGAAGAUUGCAAUAAGAACUACUCUACAAUAUGUAUUUAUAAUGAAAAGAAACCUCAUCUUCAGCUGGCCUGUCCUCGACAAUCUUACACAGCCAGGUACAACAGAGACCAGGACCAAUGUCUCAGUGUACUGAACGUAAGCUCAGGAAAGUGGAACAAUUGUGAUCGUCCUUUUGUAGCGAAUACUAAGGACAAAAUAAUCUUAUAUCGUGAAGUCCGAAAGGAAUUUUAUGAAAUUCCUUCGAAUCAACCGUGUUUCGGUUAUUUUUACGACAGCAGUUUCUCUGAGAAUUUUCGUUGGUCCCUUAAGGUUUGGAGGGAAAUUAAAGAUACGGUAAAUUCUGUAUUCUGGUCACCUAUAUUGCACUCUAAAGACAGCUAUUAUGUGGUACCAGUACAUGCCUCGGUUAUGACUUUAAAUCCAGACGGUCUGUGGAAUAUUGUGAAAGAUGCUAAAUGUGAAGUAUGUGGAAAAGCCGUGGAAAUGUAUCCGCCAGAGCUCAGUAUUAUCUUCAAUGAGAGACACCAAAGUUUAGAACUAGUGGUAUAUUCAGGAGAAUUCUUAUGGCGUAGAGAUGACGAUGAUUCAGGUGUAACAUGCUAUACGGACGCCGACAGUACUUUAUUGUCAAAUGUUAAAAUUAAAGAUUUGGUAUGGACUGAUAAGAUAAAGGCGCAAGACAUCAUUGGCACCAACAACAACUUCAAUCGCGAGUACAUCACUAAGAGUAUCUACGAGCUAGAUCUUGAUGAAGACACGCCAGGGAACUACUGGUGUGAGGGCAUUUCUCUAGUUGAUUACACCGUGGUAAGAUCAUCAUCAGUUAUUGCUCAUGAUGAUGACGAAGGGACAACCUUUGCAUUCAGGACAAUCACAGACUGCAAGAAAUGUAAGCAGGGAUUCACAAAAAAGGAACUCAAAGAUUUGACUAAAGAUUUUCGGAAGCUUUUAGAGAAACACGAUCACUGGGAACGUAUAGAAAAUGUAAAACUCAUGAGAAUUGAAGAAAUUCCAGGAGGAUCUUCUAAAAUCGAGGCAAUUUUUCAUGUUUACGUAGAUGACGAUUUUUCUUAUAAUUGCCCAAAGAAUGUUUCCCAUCAAAUCUGUGUUCUCCACAGACUCAAUGGCUAUCUUGAGGGACUUGUUAGGAGAGUAUCGGGCGGAAAAAAAUUCCAGAAUAUCACUUUCAGACACACAGUGUACUGUCUUCCAUAUUACGUAGAGGAAUCGGACGAGAUUCAAUGGAUGAGUGCAACAAUUGGACAGAAAGUUACCUUCCAACGCCUGUGUCUUACUACAAAUCUUCUUCCAGUCUACAGAUUCUGCAGUGGAGACUUUAUCACCGGAGCAAAAUGGGAUACAGAUCAUGUUCCAGCCUGCCAGGAAGACGACAUUCCAAAAUUUACGCACAUGCUCUUCAAUCUUGGCAAUUCUGACAAGAAACCAAUAGAGAUCAUCGAUAAAAUGCAGAAGAUCACUUCUGUAGAUUCUUCGGAUAUCAUCCCAGCUGAUCUGUACUUGAUGGGUUCUCUGACCAAAAGAAUUGCAUUGGAGAAGGACAACGAUACUGAGAUUGGUUUUGAUGAGAUUGAGAAGAUCAUCACGAUCUACAGUCAUACAAUGGAAGUGGAUGACAAAACAGCCAAAGCUAGUCAAAUUCUCAACUCAACAAACACCCUCCUGGACAUGAACGAAAGGAUUAUGAAUGAGAUUUUGGUGAAUGCCAGCAUCUCCAACAAAACCAUUUCUGGUCAGGAAGCCAAUAGGCUGCUGGGAGUGAUUGAAGUGAAAGCCAAGAAUAUCAUCUCCUAUGUUAUCGAUCCUACUGUGGCCAAUGUCUCAGGAAUUGCUCUUUAUCAAAGUGGAAGCAAUUCAUCAGACUUAUCGGAUUUCCAGCUGGAAUACCUCUAUGCCAAUCAAUCGACUGUGGAUCUUCUGGAGGGUCGAAGUGAUCUUGAAGUGGCGACAUUCGUCCCUCAAGAUCUCCUUAUGCGAAUCAACGAGAUCAAUCAGACAGUGUCGCCUAAUAUUACGAUUCAGCCAAAACCUCCACUGAGGAUUGUGAUCACGGUGAUGGCAACUGAUAGGAUGUUCCAGGAGAAUCGCAAUGUGUCUUACUACAGAGCGAGUGGUCGGAUUGUGACCGUUACAAUUCCAGGAUACGGACCCAAUUUGCCUACCUUCCUCCCCAUUGUGUUUCAUACAACCCAGGACAUUGGUAAUGGAUCUCAGGCCUGUGGAUUCUGGAAUUUCGCUCCCACAGAUCGAGAUGUGUACAGUGAAUGGUCUACAACGGGAUGUGAAUUUCUCUCAAUAUCCUCCACCACUGAUCCACCAAUUGUCCUCUGUGGAUGCUCGCAUAUUACAAAUUUUGCCUUUCUCUUGACCGGAGUCUUUAAGCAUGAGCUUCCGCCGGAGGAAUUGUUGAUCUAUGAGAUGCAUGCGUUCGCUCUGGACUUGAUAACUGUGCUGGGGUGUUCCCUAUCUCUGGCCGGUGUGGUGGGGAUCUGGAUCACAGCAAUUUUCUUUAAAACAUGGAGGGAAAAAGCUGGUUCCAAGGUGAUCCUGCAUUUAUCAGUUGGGAUUGCAAUGCAGAUGCUGCUGUUUCUCUUCAUCAAUGCUGAGUACUUGAUCAAGGAUAUCAACAACGCAGACAAGAGGAUCAUUUGCAUCACCCUUGGAGCUUUGCUCCAGUAUUCCGUGCUUGUGGUAUUUGCCUGGAUGCUAAUCACUGCGUAUCUUCAAUAUUUGAGAUAUGUUGUUGUAUUUGGCAAUCCACGACCACCACAUUUCACAAUAAAGUCUAUCAUUGUGGGUUGGAUCCUACCCACAAUCCCUGUGAUCCUUGUCCUGGGCCUUGCCACGGAUUCCUACUUGCCGCCAAAUUUCUACGAUAAUGUCAACUUCAGGGAGAAGAAUUGCUAUCCUCAUGGAAACUCUUUAUAUUUUGGGGUACUCUUGCCUGUUGCUGUGAUCUUCCUGGCCAAUUUUGCUACCUACAUUGCCGUGAUCUACAGCAUCACGCGAAAAAUGGACAAGAGCACGAAGAAGAAUGACACGAAGAUCCAACUAGCCCAGUUUAGACUAUCAGUCUUGCUGUUCUUCCUACUGGGCAUGUCCUGGAUCUUCGGUUUUCUGGUUUACACAGAACAAGAUGGGAAUCUGAUCUUCUCCUAUUUGUUCUGCAUUAUUGCCACUCUUCAGGGCUUCGUGCUCUUUGCCUAUUUUGUGAUCAUGGACCCAUCCACAAGAAAACUCUGGGAGCAAUUUUUCACCUCACUGAGAUGUGGAAAAUCCGAAAAAUUCACCUAACGCACCUUAAUACUAAAUCGACUAAAUCCUAUUUAAAGAAUAUUCUCAAUAAAUAUUUUGUUCACUUCUU